Dunckerocampus dactyliophorus (ringed pipefish) is the source of this 6938-nucleotide messenger RNA. RefSeq names its product pappalysin 2 (gene pappa2). Lineage: Eukaryota; Metazoa; Chordata; Actinopteri; Syngnathiformes; Syngnathidae. The transcript has 27 exons. Bases 540 to 5678 code for a protein of 1712 amino acids. Gene Ontology annotation, molecular function: metallopeptidase activity. The record is from RefSeq and is a predicted model, not a curated record.
AACAGGACAAGACGCAUGGACAUGAAAGGACUUGAAUGGACUUAAAAGGACUUGAAUAGGCUAAACGGACUUUUGAUUCACACUUUGCAUCAUUUCGCAUUUUUUUUCCAUUCAUAAGGUUCACCUUGCUGUCGGAUUUUGGAAAAGGGAUGCCUUAAACAUCACAAAGGUCAGGUAAAAAAAGACAAUUGGACAUUUUGUGCUCACUAGGCUAGUAUGAUCUGUACGCCAAUCGAUUCAUUAGUCAGCACUAAAUAACACUGAAAGAAGGAAAUCACUAUUUGCAACAAACAAACAACAAACUUCUUCGUCAAGUUGACUCCUUGUGACAACAAAUGAAAAAGUAUUUUUCCCCCCAACAAGUAAACAUGAAUGGACAUCAGUGAAACUGAUUUUAUUCAAUUUAAUGAGAAAAUGUUUGGAUAUUUUUAUGUUUGUAUCAUUGAAAAUUACACCAAGGGGAAAAGUCAGAAGCUAUAAUUAAGACAUUUUUUAAUAUAUAUUUUUAAUAUUUUUAUCUGUUACACAUAUAAAAAAAGAUGUUAUCGGUGAGCCUGCUGGCUAUCUUGGUUUUUUCCAACACAAUGCUGCUCAAGUGUGGUGCACUGAGUCGGUACAAACGCGCCUUGGCGGGCCGUGCAGACAGUGAGCUUUCCCGCCAAGCAGGUGAACCCUGCUCGCUGUCUUGGAGGUUCCCCCGGCACUUCAGCUCACCCUUUCCGGCUCUACAGCAACACCCAGUGGCCAUUCCGACAAUGAGUCGGAGAAAGCUCCACACCUCCUUCAGCGCUCCUGCUGGGUGCGACGGGGGUUGCAUAUUCAAGACGGUAUCUCGGGGUGCUUCAGAAGACUUGCUAGGAAAACAGAGAACGUCUGAUUUAUUUCCCGCCUCCAGGUUUGCCCGAAGCGUCCAUGUGACUCAUGAAGACCAGGACAACUCCACGUCCACCCGCAGACACAAUCAUUCUAGUGGAGCACAGGUUCUUUCUCACAACCAUGGAGAACAUCCUUCUUCCAGUGGCCUGGAGGAGGACUUCUCCAGGGAGGUGGAAGAUGGGGGUCCCACCACAAGCCGGGGUGCCGACAGCACGUCUUGGUGGGGUAAACCCGUGCCGAGGGUGCCCCCCUCCUGGAUGACGGUCCUGCACUUCAGCGGCCGCCAAGAGAAGAUUAGGCUCAAGACGAGUGUGCAGGUGGAGCUGCCGAGGGCUAAGUUCAGCCUGGAGCUGUGGGUCCAUCCAGAAGGUGGGCAGAGUAACCCCGCAGUCAUUGCCGGUGUGUAUGACAACUGCUCCCAUUCUCUGAGUGAGAAGGGAUGGUCAGUAGGUAUUCGCACUAUGGACUCUUUCGGCACCAAGGACGCACGGUUCUACUUCACGCUUCGCACUGACCGAGCCUUGAAACCCACCACUGUCUUCAGCCACCAGCAGUACAGAGCCAAUACUUGGACUCACCUGAUUGCUACUUACAACAGUCAUAACAUGACCCUCUAUGUUGAUGGAGCUAAGGUGGCAGAAAGCAGUCUCCAGCUGGGGGAUCUCUAUAGCCCCUUUAUGAAGACCUGUAGAAGCUUCUUCAUGGGCAGUAACCAAUCAGAGCAGGGGCAAGGCUUUCGAGGUCUACUAGGAGGUGUGGUGUUGUGGGACUAUGCCCUCUCUCAUGAGGACCUACUGAUGCGACCGCUCCAACAAACCAGUCCUCUUCUGGCCUUGUGGGCUGACUUUGCAAAUGUAGAACAGAUGUGGACUCCAUACAAAGUUGGCUUUCACCCAGCUAUCGUUACCACUCCAGUCCCUGAUCCAGAACUUGUCUCCUCCUUCUUGCCGCCACCCUGCGGUCUCACGCCUUGUGAUAACACUGACAUCAUUUCUGGCUAUAACAAUUAUUGGCACCUCCGCUCUCACAAACGUGUCCGCUAUAGGAUUGUCAACCUUUGCAAUGAUGAUGGAGGAAAUCCAACUGUGUCACAAGACCAGAUUCACCUCCAGCACCAGGCCCUGAUGGAUGCCUUUAGUCCUUACAAUAUCACCCUAGACCUGAGUGUGUACACAGUCAGAAACUCUAGCCUUCGGCAGCGGUUUGUGCUAAGUAACUGUCGAAUUGGGAAAAUUGGGAACCGGCAGUGUGAUCCGGAGUGUGACCACCCAAAGACGGGCCACGAUGGAGGGGACUGCCUGAGGCUGGGACACUGCUCCAACUGGAAGAAGCAGGAUGGAUUUUGUAACAUGGAAUGUAACAGUGUGCACUAUGACUACGACGACGGAGACUGCUGUGACCCAGAGGUGACAGAUGUCCUCCAGACCUGCUUUGAUCCAGAGUCCGCUGACAGGGCCUACAUGAGUGUGAAAGAAUUGAAGGAGGAGCUUCAUCUGAGUGGCACAGACACUCUGAAUGUUUUCUUUGCCAGCAACUCUGUUCGAGAAGAGCUAGCAGGAGCUGCAACCUGGCCAUGGGCAAAGGAAGCUCUUACACACCAAGGUGGAAUGGUACUGAACCCAUCCUAUUUCGGCACAAGUGGUCACCACAACACGAUGAUUCAUGAAAUGGGCCAUAUAUUUGGACUGUACCAUGUCUUCAAGGGAGUGAGUGAACGAGACUCCUGCGAUGACCCAUGUCAAGAGACCACCCCAUCCAUGGAAACAGGAGAUCUGUGUGCUGACACUGCACCAAUACCCAAGUCCAAAACCUGCCAUGAUCCUGGAGCUGUUAAUGACACAUGUGGCAUCACCAUGUACCAGGACACCCCUUAUAACAACUACAUGAGUUACACAGAUGACAACUGCACCAAUCGUUUCACUCCCAACCAAGUUGCCAGGAUGCACUGUUAUCUCGACUUGGUCUAUCAGAACUGGCUGACAGAACAUCUACCUGGUUCCGUCCCUAUGGCACCAAUAGUGACCGACCAGGGUCCAGAUUCUGUUUCUAUUUAUUGGCUGGCACCAUUAAGAGGAUCACUAUAUCAAAGCUCCCCCUCCCAUGUGUCUGGGGUCAGCUGUAAGGAAUGCGAGAAGGACGGUGUUUUUCACCAAUACGCCUACGAGGCGACCUCAACCCGCGUCUGUGACACGUCUGGCUACUGGGCACCCGACGAAGCUAUUGGCCAACCUGAUGUGGAGCAGUUGUGUGAACCGAGUCUCCAAGCGUGGAGUCCUGAGCUUAGCCUUUAUGACACCAAUGUGACGUCACCAUGUCCUCAACCAGAGGGCUGCACCCUCACACUGAGGUUCCUCUACCCUCUGGUCCCACUCACUCUUACCCUCUGGGUCACAUACAUCUCAAUAAGUAAUCCAGCCAUAGCUGACAUUGAGCUGAUUACAGACAUAGGUGAAAGCAUAAACCUUGGACCCCAGCACGUCUUCUGCGACAUGCCCUUCACUCUGCGCCUCGACACCCACAAUGUUUCCAUCGGUGCCAUCAAGCUGUGCACCUUUGACGAGAAGAUGGAGAUUGAUGCCGCAAUGUUGUCUUCCGGCCCUGGCAGUCCGUUGUGCUCCGGCUGUCGACCUUUGCUGUAUCGGAUUCACAGGCAGCCACCUUUCACCAGCAAAUCACAAUCGCCUCAGAUGCAGCAGGCGUUCACGGACAGAACUGUAAAGAGGGGAGAAAAGUAUGAGUACAUGAUCCAGAUUGAGACAGAAGGUCAUCUCAGCAAUCCCUCGCCAUCUCUCUUUUACACUCAUGGUCAGCCCUACUGUGGGGAUGGCGUCAUUCAAGGGGCAGAGGAGUGUGACGAUGGUAAUCUGCUGGAUGCAGACGGCUGUUCUAAAAAGUGCCUCAAAGAAAAGGGCUUCAGCUGCCUUGGUGAACCUAGCCAGUGUUAUGUUUUUGAAGGGGACGGUCUGUGCGAGGAGUUUGAACGCGUCUCCAGUGUGCAGGACUGUGGGUAUUUCACACCUCUGGGUUACACAGACCAGUGGGCAUCUAGUGCUACAGCUUCUCAUCAAGACCCCGAACACUGUCCUGCCAAUGCGGCCACUGGCGAACCAUCAUUUAAAAAGCUCUGUAGGUACCAGUACAUGGAUGUGAGUGAAAAACUGCCCACUGAUGCAUGGUUCCCUUGCACAGCUAAUUCAGACAUAAGUAAUGACCUGGAACAUCCAUUCUGGCUUAAGGUGGGAUUUGUCAAUUCUGGAGUGGCUGCCUCUGUUAUCGUGUAUCUGGCUUCAGAUGGAUCAUGGACUGGGGAACACUGUCACAGGACAGCUACCAUCGUGCUUUUGGAUACUACUGGAAAGAAUCACUCAUUAGGCACACAUAACCUCUCAUGCCAUCGGAACCCCUUGAUGGUUAACGUGACCCAUGACCUCUCCCAGCCCUUCUUCCUGACAGCAUCUGUUAUCCUCCUCUUCUCCUCCCCCUCUGUGGCAAUCAGUGGCGUGGCCUUGAGGACCUCCUGCCACUUCAGCACCUUCGCCAAGACCGGGUGUUUGAGGCAAACAUGUCAGAUGGACAGCUGCCAUCCUCCUCAAAUUGAUCAUGCCUUUGUCAGGUGUGCAGGAGGAGGGGAGUCAUCGCACUGCUCCGUUCAGUGUCACCGUGGUUUCAGUAUCACCAUCAUCAACGGGAGGGAAAUCCCACCACACCAGAGACAGACGGAGAUGGAGUGUUUUCAUGGUUUAUGGGAUCGUGAAGUCAGCUGUCAGCCGGUAGACUGUGGCCUGCCUGAUCAGUCUCAUGUCUACCAUGCCAUAUUCAGCUGCCCCUGGGGAACCACCUUUGGCAAACAGUGCUCCUUCACUUGUGGGUCGCCAGCCAUACUUCAAGGCGACAGUGACAGGUUGGUAUGUUUGGAGGACGGUCUGUGGUCUUUUCCAGAAGCUUACUGUAAGAUCGAGUGCUCGGAGCUCCCAAACAUCCUCAAUGCAAAGCUGCUAACGGCAAAGUGCCUGGCCUCAAGCCACGAUGUUGGCUCCCUCUGCCGCUACAAAUGCAAUCCAGGCUUCUAUGUAUUAGGAAGCUUCAAAAAGAAGACACCAAGGAAAUACUUCAAGCUGGAGUGCCAAGAGGGAGGGCAGUGGGAGGAUGCCUCGUGCGAGCCUGUAUCUUGUCCAGCUUUACCUGAUGUUUUCCAGGGCAUGUAUUUGUGCACCAAUGGCUUCUACUACAACAGCCUCUGUACCCUGCAGUGCCCAGAUGCAGCAGAAAAUCGUGUGAUUCAGUGCUCUAAGGAUGGUCAAUGGACAGCACAGUUGACCAUGUGUUCCAACCUUCAUGGAUCCUGCACUGCUCCCUCUCAUCUCAACUUUGUAGAGUACAGCUGCGCUGAGGGCAUGCAUGUUGGUGCUGUUUGCUACCCUACUUGCCUUUUGACCCCAGAUAUGCCUCUUCAUGACCCAGUGAUUUUACCCAAUGGCACUACAGUUGGCUCUUUAAAACACUGGAUGCUCCCUAUGAAAGUACAGACCAUUGUCUGCACAGGGAUGAUGAAGUGGUACCCAGCGCCUGAAAGCAUUUAUUGCAUCCAGUCAUGUGAGCCUUUUGGUGGGGAUGGCUGGUGCGACACCAUCAACAACCGGGCCUACUGCCAGUAUGACGGAGGUGAUUGCUGCCCAUCUACUAUAUCCUCCAAAAAGGUUAUUCAAUUUGGGGCUGACUGCAAUCAAGAUGAGUGCACGUGUCUUGAUCUGGAUGCUGAGGAGAACAGGAACAAAGUCAAGCACCCGGUGGUGGGAGGAUAAGAUAAGAUCAACUUUAAAAAAAGAACUCAAGUUUUGUAAAAUAAGGACAAGUAAUAUGCAGAAGUAAUAUAAACAAACAAAAACCUCAGAUUAUGAGUUCAAUGUGUUUAAAUUUGAGGACAUUCUUAUGGAAAAAGGUGACAGUGGUUAAGCACGUGGGAAUACAUAUGUGGGAACACUGUAUGUACGUGAUUUGUUAAAUACGUUUUUAACUCCUCAAUAACAUUCUCAAAAGUGAUGUGCGGUGCAGCAAUACUUUCAUACUAUACUAUACUACUAAGACAUACUUUCAAAUACCAUACAAAUGUUGUAAGCUACCAUACAGACAUAAUAUGUUAACUCAAGGGUGUCCAAAGUGCAGCCUGGGGGCUAUUUGCGGCCCGCGGCUGUUUUUUAUUUGCCUGCUGCACAUUCUAAAAAUAGCCAAUCAUGAGCUAUAAGGGAACUCAGAACAAGCUUGUCAAUCCAUCGUGAAUCAAUAUAACAAUCUGACUCACAGUGUCAUCUUACCAAGAACAGUAAACUCAUCACACAGCAACUUAACACUCAAAAGGUAUACCUAAGAAAUAUACAAGACAAGUACCAAUAUGAGUUUAAAAUGGAAAAAACCCCAACUGUUUUAACUUCUUCCCCAUAAUACAUUUCACCAGCAGAACAGUUCAUUGGCCAAUGGCUGCCAUUGGCUAAUGACCUCCUGCGAUUUCCGAUUGGUUGACGAGCUCGUUGUGAGUUUUUUCACAAGAGCUGCCUGAUCCUUGCGGACUCGGGCGCGCCACAUGUGCGGCCUAUAGUCCAGUGCAGCUUAUACUGUAUAUGUACAAAUCUGUUUUUCACUCUAAAUGUAGUGGGUGCGGCUUAAACACCCGUGCGUCUAAUACACCAGAAAUGACGGUAUAUAACUUCUGUGUUGCUUACAAAAUAUCAAAGUGGCCCUUGCAUCCUUUCAUUUUUCCGUAUGUGGCCCUCGGUGGAAGACGCUUGGACACCCCCGUUUUAACUUGUUGAUUUCUUUACUAUUUAUCAGGUUUUGGUUUUAGCUGAGUCGAGCAAUUAUUUGAUGAGCUCAUUAGCUAUAGACAUGUAAAUGUCUCGUUCAAACUAGUAGCUGUUCAGACCUAACACUUCUAACUAGUCAUGUAAUGUAGUAUUCACAAUAAACAACAUAUUAUUGUCAUAUUCACAAUCACUGGCUCAUUAUUUGUCAAGACUAAUGACACUGUGCAAAUGUGUAUCGCAUUAACAAAUAUGAAUAAAGGCUCU